GGAAAUGGAGUAUCAUCAGAUCGCAUUGUACUUAGUCUCUCUAAUGCUGUUGGCAAAUGCAGAUGCCAUGGACAUGAAGAAAAGCGCCCCAGUCAAGGGCUCUCUGGCCGGGACGGCGGUCCUCCCCUGUCACUUCCCUCCCACCACCAACCAGACCUCAGCCACCGACCAACUGCGAAUCGUGUGGACCAAGGUGGAGAGCAAUAGCAGGAAAUUUGUGCUGUCUCAGAAUGGCAGCGACCGCAAUAGUACAUGGUGGGCGUAUGUGCCGUCCAACAGCAAGGAGACUGGGGAUGCAUCUCUCAACAUACGCCGGCUUCGGACCAGCGACGCGGGCAUCUACCACUGUGAGGUGACGUCUGGUACAGAGAGAACACAGGCCACCCUCUCCUUGGAUGUCAGUGGUGUUGUAUUUCACUAUCGGUCUAGUGCCGGCCGAUACAAGCUAACCUUUGAGAAAGCCAAGCAAGCCUGCAAAAAGGUCAAUAGCACAAUAGCCACUGCGGUACAGCUGAGGUCUGCCUUUGAGGAUGGCCUUGACAACUGCAAUGCUGGCGAGGUCAUCUAUCCCCCGGGCACCCAUUGGUCCUUCAGUGAGGCCAAGGGCCGCUGUGAGAGCCUGGGUGCUGUGCUGGCGUCCCCCGGUCAGCUCUACGCCGCCUGGAAGGAGGGCCUGGACCGCUGUGACUUCAGCUGGCUCUCUGACGGCAGUGUGCGCUACCCCAUCUCCGUCCCAGACCAGCAAUGUGGCAAUGGAACACUUGGAGUACACACUCUCUACCGCUUUGAAGACCAGACUGGCUUCCCCUUGCCAACCCAAAGGUUUGGAGCGUUCUGUUUCAAAGAACCUGUUCUGGACCCCUGUCUUGAUUACACUGAGCUGCACCAACCCUGGAGGGCCACCAACUACACUGCCCAGCUCCAUUAUUGUGACCGUAGUCUCUUGGGCCUGUGGCACGGUUGGUUCCGGAUGAAAUAUAAUGGGCAAGACAUAUGGAUGGCGGAG
This is a messenger RNA of Engraulis encrasicolus (European anchovy), 1006 nucleotides long. RefSeq names its product neurocan core protein-like. The transcript is spliced from 5 exons. Gene Ontology annotation, biological process: glial cell differentiation; central nervous system development; positive regulation of neuroblast proliferation. The record is from RefSeq and is a predicted model, not a curated record. Gene Ontology annotation, molecular function: hyaluronic acid binding. NCBI's taxonomy places the organism in Eukaryota, Metazoa, Chordata, Actinopteri, Clupeiformes, Engraulidae. Gene Ontology annotation, cellular component: synapse; perineuronal net. The annotation marks the transcript as partial.